This is a messenger RNA of Cuscuta europaea, 2121 nucleotides long. Lineage: Eukaryota; Viridiplantae; Streptophyta; Magnoliopsida; Solanales; Convolvulaceae. The record is from the annotation of a GenBank genome assembly.
AUCGGCUCAUCGCCUACUCGCCUCUCCACCCCUCAUCAUCCUUCAUCCAGAGUUUCGUUCAUCAAUUCCAUUACCGCCGAAGAGUUUCACUCCAUCUCAAUUUAUUCAUCUCAAUCAGUUGCGGCCUCUCUAGCAACUGCCGGUAGCAGCGUGCAUAUCAUCAUCCAGAUUUCAACCAUAGCACCUUCUAAAGGUCAUCACAGGUCCUUCAUCAAGAACAAGAUUGCUAUCUUCAUAUCUUAUCCUUCAUCUGAAGUGGGAACAAUCUCUGUUCGAGAAUCUCGCAUCUCCCUCUCUACCAGUUAGAAACCAUCGAAGUUCAGAUGCCUUCGUGAGAGUUCUACCACAGGUAAGGCAUCUAAAUAUACAUAAGUUAAAAUGAAUGAAAUGCUCUGCCCUUUUCUCUUCCUGAAAUUUUUAAAUCUCCAUCGUCUUAGGUUUUGAUUUGGUGGUGAUUAUGGAUGAGUUUCAACUUCAAAUAGUGCAGGUAUAUUUGAUGCUUUGGUUUAUACUUGGGUGCUACUCCUUCGUUGGGUUUUAGAGAAGAAUGGGCUAUCCUCUGAUCAGAUUUGGUAUGCAAUGGGGCUAAACAAAGUAUUAUUCUAGCAAUCUUGACACUAUGUUCUCUAGGAGAUGAGGUUAAACCUUCAGUUAGUAUUGGUGGUGAAUGGAGAUGAGUAUAUUUGCCCUGUGAUAUGAGCGUCUCCUUUCAGAUACUAUUGUGACAUGAUAUUUAAAGUUAUGAAAAAUGAAGAUGAUGUGGCAGAGUAUUAUAAGCAACCGGUAGAAACACUUGAGGGAUUUAACAAAAUGGAUGCCUUAGCAAAGUUGUGUUCCAGGAAUGUGAAAGGUGUUCCAGUAAGCAUGAUGAACGUCAAAGGCCUCGCCCGACUCAAGAACAAACCGGCCAAGGAUCCGAAGGGGCCGGACGCUGGCGGCCAAAAGCCUGUCGGUGCGCCUCCCAAGAAGCCCGAGGGCGAUGCUGCUGCGGCAAAGAGGAAGCCGUCGGCAAAGGAGCCCCCCCAGGCCCCCAAAAAGUUGAAGAAGGGGGACGCCGCGAAGGAUGACCCCCCGGUGGUGAUUGUAGAUGACCCUCCGGAGAUGCCGAUGGCGCAGGUGCCGAGGGGUGCCCGGGAGCCAUCUCUCGAGGUCCUCACGCUCUCCCUUCCGGCUGGCACGGCCGUGUUGAAUGGCACGGCUGACCCGAGGGCGCUCCUGAGAGGUAUAACCCUCGAUAUCGACAGGGCAGCUCUCGGGGCCGAUGAUGAUCAAGCCCUCGAAGACAGGAUCCUCCGGUCUUCCCUCACGACUUGUGUUGCCCUCGGAGAGCAGUUCCGACGGCUGGAGGAAUGGCGCCUCCACAAAGCUGGGCAAGACGCCAAGAUGAAGGAGCUGAUCCUCAGGGACUCCCAGGCCACGAAGCUGAUGACCCAGCUUGAAGAGGACCUCCAGCUUGCGAGGGCGGAGGCCGGGAGGCUCAGGGAGGAGAAGGCAGAAGCUGAGGCGGCCGCUGCGGAGGCCGCAAGGAGAGCAGCCGAGGAGGCCGAGGCCAUCAAGGCGAAGGCUGUCGCCACAGCCCGGGAGGAGGCCAUCUCCGGGUUCCUGGACGGGGGGUGGAAGACCGAGGGGCACAAGGCAUGGCUGUCCUCGGUUGUGGAGGCCUCGGUUGAUGAGUGGUCUGAGGGCCCGGGCGAGGAGUGGAUGGCCCGAAAGGGUAAGCAGUAUUAUGAUGGGGGUGAGUUCUUCACUCAAGCCCUCAUCUACCGGAGGAUGGCCCGCCAUCUGAAGAUUGAGCCGAAGGACUUUGACCCGGCGGCGUACGGGCUCCCCCCUGCAGCCAGACAUCCGUGUUCCUCUCCCCCCUGAUGUCGAGAGGCCAGACCUGGAGGAUUCUGAGCUCCGGAGGGAAGCCGAGGGCGACGAUCCUGAGGCCGAUGUAGAAGUCACCUCGAAGCCAUCGGGGGAGGCGGCCCCCGGGAAUGACAUUAUUUGAUAUGUACUUUGUACUUUGAACACUUUUGUAAUAGCCACAUUAGCAUGUUUUCGGCCUCGGUCAACAUUGUAAUAACUACAUUUACUCCUUGCUGUGAUGAAUGAAUGAUUGCCUUCGGGCUUUGUAUC